CAACUUUGCAAAAUAAACACAAAUCAAUAACUAUGGGACGAACAGACAGACAGCCAGGCAAACUUCAGUCCUAGAACCCUACUCCGGCCGCCUACUUCGUCCACUGCCAUAAUUACUAUACAUGCCAUUCUUGCUGUACAGAGACUGAGUAUAUUAACUUUGCCAUUUGAUUGGUUACCUCUACGAAAUGAUAGUCAAUCAAGCAGCUAAUAGCUGUAGCUUAAGCGUCCAACUAACUAGUGGGUAUUUGAGCAGUCGGCUAUGGAGCGGUGCUGCCUUUUUUAUUUACACUUAUUGCGGCGAUAAAAGACGUUGCCCGGGGUUCUCAUAAAGCAAUCAAACAUCGUCGGCGUCUUCGUCGUCGUCAUCGUCGUCGUCACAGGACCCCCUUGUCCAACAAUACGGAAACGAAAAAUCCAAUAAAAAUAAAUGUAUGUGAGAAUUAUUCGUGGUUGGUCGCGUGCCGCUGUGGCAUGCAAGCAGCGCCACAGCGGCAGCACCUGUCCGGGCUUAGUUAAUAUUUAGCAGUCGACAGCCGCAGUUCCAUACACUCCGCUCCUUUAAAAUGUCCACACGCCAACCACUCAAUCCGCGCGCCAAUGUUUUCAUUCUGGUCAAUCUGGGCUGUGAGGCGCUCUUCGUAAUUGACCAGCGCCUGAAGGCUCAACAAAUUGCGGCCGACAAGUCGAUUCAAGUCAUACACGAUGUGACGACAGUGCUCUUGGAACCCAAGUUCAUUGAGUCACUCAUCAAUGGGUCAAUGCACAGCAAUGCGCAGCUCCUGACCGCCGAUCACUGCAAGUUCAUGUUGAACGACAUAGCCACCUGUUCGCUAAUGCGUCUGGACGAGACGUCCAUGGAGAAGCUGUGGAAUCUGAUGACCAUGAUGUAUAAAUGGCAACUGUUCGUCUCCCGUCACCAGCACCACUUGCUGGAUAUAACGUUCCGGCACUUGGAUGCCAUUAGCAGACUGUAUCCCGAUGCGAAGCGACAUAUGCUCAUCGAUUUCAGCAAGAAUACGUUACUGGAUUUUUGGAAUCUCUGCGGCGAGGAGCAGCAGCUGUCCAUUUACCGCACCAACAAGGCGUGGCUGGAGUGCUUCAAUACUAAGAUAUCUUUGCUCAUACGGUUGGGUUUUCAGGCGAUGGACGGCAGUUUCUUGAAUCCACUAGAUCAGAGCCACUACGAGGAUUAUGCCCAAUGCAUUGGCGACAAUAUUUACAUUAAGAACAACGAGUUGAUGGAGCAGCAGCAGCAACGCGAGCCGAAUCGGAUGGAUCAGCUGGCAGCCCAACUGAAUGUUAAUCCGAUACAACCAGUAACUGGCGAAGAUUUGCAGCCCAUGGAUGCACGUCAAGUCCAGAAGCAGUUCGAACAAACAUUCUCUAGUAUUUUGUUUACGGACAUGGAAAAUAGCGCGGCGGGGGCAACAACAUCGCAGGCGCAGCGCAACCCCAACGCCUCUGGCUGUGAGUUUGUGCAGCUGUUGGCAACCAACACCAAAGCAGAUGACGUGACCACAGCGAAUCGUACCGGCGGAAUGCUCAAUCAGCAAUUGAUCGAUUUGUAUAGCAAAAUGCAUUGAAGUACCUGUGGAAGUGGAAACGUGGCGAUUUGAGAGAGCGCCAUCUACCGUGCAAUGAGAGCAAGCGCAUAUAAUGCAUAAUUAAAA
Messenger RNA from Drosophila hydei, 1672 nucleotides. RefSeq lists its product as uncharacterized. The transcript is spliced from 3 exons. Lineage: Eukaryota; Metazoa; Arthropoda; Insecta; Diptera; Drosophilidae. The record is from RefSeq and is a predicted model, not a curated record. Gene Ontology annotation, cellular component: cytoplasm; plasma membrane. Gene Ontology annotation, biological process: transport. The coding region runs from base 566 to 1585 and encodes 339 amino acids.